This is a messenger RNA of Rotaria sp. Silwood2, 2265 nucleotides long. The record is from the annotation of a GenBank genome assembly. NCBI's taxonomy places the organism in Eukaryota, Metazoa, Rotifera, Eurotatoria, Philodinida, Philodinidae.
AUGAAAAUUGCUGUUGUCGGUCUAGGUGGAACAGGCAGUGCAGCGCUUCGUUUCCUUGCAUGUUCUGGACAUAAUGCUAUUGGAUAUGAACGAUUUCAUAUUGGUCAUGAACAUGGUAGUUCUCAUGGAGAAUCACGAAUAAUUCGUUAUACGUAUCCGGAUGUUUUAUUUACUCAAAUGAUGAGUGAUGCAUAUGAAUUAUGGUUUGAAUUAGAAAAAGAAGCCGAAGAACAAUUAUUAGUUCAAUGUGGUGGUCUUUAUUUUGGUGAUAAUAAUGAUCCGAAUAUUUUGGCUACGGAACAUGCAUUAAUUGAAACUAAUUUACCUUAUGAACGAUUAAAUGCUGAACAAGUAAAAGAAAAACAUCCAGCUUUUCAUUUAUAUCCAAAUGAAACAGCUCUUUAUCAAAAAGAUAGUGGAUUUUUACGUGCAACACGGUGUGUCGAAGCAAAUAUUCGUUUAGCUAAAAAAUAUGGCGCAAUCGUUCAUGAAAAUACAAAAGUCUCAGAAAUAUAUACAAAAAAUGGUAAAACAUUUAUUCAAUCAUCUUUAGGUGAAGAAGAAUAUGAUCGUGUUAUUGUAACUGCAGGCCCAUGGAUGAGUUCUUUAUUUAAAUCUUUAAAUUUACCAUUAGUUCCAACUCGACAACAAGUUGUUUAUCUUAAUAUAAAUGAUCAUGAUGAAUAUUUUAAAGCCAAUGGAACAUUUCCUGUAUGGAUUGACACAACAGAUAAUCUUUACGGUUUUCCAAGUGAUGGUCAAAUAAUUGGAAUUAAAUUAGCAUUUCAUCAUCGUGGUGAAGUUAUAUAUGAUUUAGAUGCUGAACGAGCUCCAGUUGAUGAAAAUUAUAUACAAGAAAUUCGUUGUUAUGCUAAAAAACGUUUUUCAAAUUUAGGUUCCAAUGUAACUUACGGUCAAACAUGUGUUUAUACAAAUACAUCUAAUGGAGAUUUUAUUAUUGAUCGUGCAACCAAUCAACCAAAUGUGUUUUUAGUUAGUGGCUGUUCUGGACAUGGUUUUAAGUUUACAGUUUUAUUAGGAAAAAUCAUUUCCAUGAUGGCUACAGACGAUAAUGGAUAUAAAAGAAAUUUAGAUCGAUUUAAAAUUAAUGAACUUUGUAAAGCAAUAUUUAUUCAAAAUAGUCUUAUAUCAACAUGGACAAUAAUAUAUUCAAUACGAAUAAUAUUACCAUAUUCUCCAAAAUAUAGUUUUGCUUUUAUGAUAUUUCAAUGUACAGUAACAAUACUUAAUGGUUCAGCAAUGCUUAUGAUGCUUUUUUAUGAAGAUUUUGGCUUAUGUUUAUUAUUGGUACUUUCUUUAUUUUUGAGUAAAUCAAUAUUUAUUGCUGGUCCAACACUUUGCCCAAAGACAUGUUCAUUUCUUGAAUGGUUAUUAAUAUCAAUGGGUUGUAGUGGUUUUUUUUUAUCAAUUAAUCUUCAUUGGUGGUCACAUUUUGAAGAUGUUAUUAAUCGUCCAAUUUAUACUCUUGAUUAUGUUGUUGUUUGUGAAUGUUUGCUUUUGUUUGGUAUGAUUGUAUCGAUUUUACAAAUAAUUCCAUGGUCAAAAGCCAUAACAACUACAACACAAUUUUAUAUUUCAUUAAUAACAAUAUUUUCGAGUGUUUUUCUACCUCAAGCAUAUUUUUUUCUAAAUGAAAAUCCAUUUAUAUGGUUAUUUAAUUAUAUUCUGAAUAAAGCACAUCGAGUUUAUUUAUUAUUAUUUUGGCUAAUUAUAUCAUUAUUUUCAUUAUUAAUUGUUAAUCUUCAUUUGAAAUUUACAAAAAAUCUUAAUAUUAAACAUGAAAAAACAAUAAUAAGAAAAUAUUUUCAUUUUUUAGCUAUUAUUGUUUAUACAAGCGGAAUAUUAUUUGAUACAAAUCUAUUAAUUAUGUGUUCUGUUGCAUUUAUCGUUUUACUUUUAUUAUUAGAGUGCAUGAAAAUAAGAAAUAUUGCUCCAUUAGGAAAUCUUAUACGUAAUGCAUGGAAUAUGUAUGAAGAUGAGAAAGAUACAGGAUCAAUGAUGGUGUCACAUUUAUUUCUUAUUAUUGGUUUAUCUUAUCCAGUAUGGCUAGCUGAUGAUAGUAAACGUCUAGCACAAUUAAGUGGAAUUAUAAGCGUGGGCGUUGGAGAUUCGAUUGCAUCAAUUGUUGGAUCUAAACUCGGUACUCAUAAAUGGCCAGGUACAAAACGAACUUUAGAAGGCUCAUUAGCCGGCUUAUUUGCACAAUUUAUUUUCAUUGCUUCCAUGUGGUAUUUCGGUACGUAA